This is a messenger RNA of Hymenoscyphus albidus, 2568 nucleotides long. Lineage: Eukaryota; Fungi; Ascomycota; Leotiomycetes; Helotiales; Helotiaceae. The record is from the annotation of a GenBank genome assembly.
GCCCCUCAUCCCUGGUUUCCAGCGCAGUGAUUUGUGCCUUGCAUCUUGAUUUCCAACCUCUCUUUGCUGCACAACACAAUUGCAUCCUCCAUCCUCCAUCCUCCAUCCACUUUCCCACUCUUCCACUCUCCCACUCUCCUCUCCCAUCCUCCUCCUACCACCUGCACUGCGAGCGAUGUCCAACUUCAUCACCAAUCUGUUCCCCUCUAAUCAAGGGGGCCAACAGGAAGAUAUACCCCGCAUCGGCCAAAAUGAGAGACCCAGCACACCCGUUGGCAACAACUUCAUGACUCCCGUCUCGACUCCUCAAGGAAGCCCAAGCAAGAAGCAGAAUCCGCCAGGUGCACACGAUCUUCCUAAUGUUUUCGAGAAUGCCAUGAAGAUCGCACCUCCAGCAGUAGGAACUCCAACCACAACUAGAAGCGGACGCCCGUUGACUGCCAACUCCCCAGGAAAAGCAAAUGCGCUCACGACGGACGAAUCAUUCUUCGCAAACUCACCUGCCAAUGUCGAUGAUAGUGUCGUAUAUAAGUCCAUCUCCCCAGGCAGCCCUCUUCGAAAACAAGGUCAAGAGAACACGCCGCCAGCAUCGCGCCAUGGACUGGACGCCGCCACUCAGAACCUGGCUGCCAUGUCAAGACAGGAGCUUUACCAGCCAAGGGAUCAAGGAUCUAUAGCAAACAGAAGUGGAAAAGUCAACACGCAGCGUGGAUUGACCUCAGAAGAAUUGGAGAUUAUGCACAAACCCAACGUGAAGCGUCUUGCAAAUGUCACACAACUCUGUAAGUUGGGCAGCAGCUACAUGACCUACACCGCUGAUAACUCGCAGAUUUCCUUGACUACUAUCUCGAUCUGAUAACCUAUGUUGGAUCCCGUCAAAAUCGUCUCAGCCAUUUCCAAGCCGAAUUUCCUGCACCUCCUGCUACCCCCGAAGAAACAUAUAAUCCGCUAUGGCAAAAGUAUGCCGGACGAGAGCGUGCAAACCUCCGAAAGCGUCGAGUUCGUCUACGACAGGGAGAUUUCCAGAUUCUUACACAAGUUGGACAAGGUGGUUAUGGACAAGUUUUCCUUGCUCAGAAGAAGGAUACAAGAGAGGUGUGCGCGUUGAAGGUCAUGAGCAAGAAGCUUCUUUUCAAGCUUGAUGAAGUUAGACAUGUUCUCACCGAGCGUGAUAUCUUGACCAAUGCUAAGAGCGAGUGGCUUGUGCGAUUGCUUUACUCGUUCCAAGAUGAGAAGAGUAUUUACCUCGCAAUGGUAAGUUCAAGAAUGCCUAAGUUUAUGUGCCCAGCUAAUUAGUGUUCACAGGAAUACGUCCCUGGUGGAGAUUUCCGAACUUUACUCAACAACACCGGUGUGCUUGCGAACAGACAUGCUCGAUUCUAUAUUGCGGAAAUGUUUUGCUCCGUCGAUGCCCUUCAUCAACUUGGUUAUAUCCACAGAGAUUUGAAGCCCGAAAACUUUCUCAUCGAUUCUACUGGACACGUUAAACUCACCGAUUUCGGUCUCGCUGCUGGUUUCCUUGCACCUGGAAAGAUUGAAUCGAUGCGCGUCAAGCUUGAGAAAGUUGGAGAGACAUACGUACCAUUUGGUAAGCCAAUGGAACAACGAUCAAUCGCCGAACGCCGAGAAGGAUAUCGGUCGAUGAGAGACAAGGAUGUUAACUACGCAAAAUCAAUUGUUGGCUCCCCCGAUUAUAUGGCUCCAGAGGUUCUCAAGGGAGAUGAAUACGAGUACUCCGUCGACUACUGGAGUUUGGGAUGUAUGCACUUUGAGGCGCUGACUGGUUUCCCUCCUUUUGCUGGUGCAACAGUUGACGAAACAUGGAAGAAUUUGAAGCACUGGAGAGAAGUCUUGAAGCGUCCUGUCUGGGAGGAUCCAAACUAUUUCAUCAGUAACAGAACAUGGAACUUUAUUACAAGGUAUGUGCACAUUAAAAUAUGAAAUGACGAAAAGCUAACCUCGGUAGUUGUAUUGCCUCUAAAACUAAGCGAUUUCUUUCGAUCAAGGAAGUGUAUAGCCACCAGUAUUUCGCUGAAGUCGACUGGGAGACACUUCGUGCUCAACGUGCUCCUUUCGUGCCUGAACUUGAUUCUGAAACAGAUGCUGGCUACUUUGACGAUUUCAGUAGCGAGGCUGAUAUGGCUAAAUACAAGGAGGUUCAUGAUAAGCAGACCGCUUUGGAGAACAUGGCCGACAGAGAAGACCCGAUGAGCAAGAGCUUAUUUGUUGGAUUUACUUUCCGACACCGUAAGCCAGCACCAGAUGACAAUGCUAAGCCGAGUCCGCGAAAAGGCAUUGCCACAGAUGGGACAUUUGGCACAAUGCUUUAAAUGAAUUCCGUUGAGAGGAUUUCAUUUCAUGACUUUUUCAAAGAAGGUAGCGUUUUAUGGGGAGGUAGCACAACACCCGUUGAACGAGUGGGAUUAAUUCAAUGUAUCUGUAAUGAUUGGUUGCCUUGGUAUUGCGCAUAGGGAGGAGGGGUAUGGGGGGUUUCGGCUGGAGUUCAAGAUGACAACGCUAGGAAUGCUGCGCUGGGAAGGGGUGUAAUAUUAGGUAUCGAUAGAAUUU